Elaeis guineensis (African oil palm) is the source of this 1439-nucleotide messenger RNA. RefSeq lists its product as uncharacterized. Gene Ontology annotation, molecular function: acyltransferase activity, transferring groups other than amino-acyl groups. Lineage: Eukaryota; Viridiplantae; Streptophyta; Magnoliopsida; Arecales; Arecaceae. The record is from RefSeq and is a predicted model, not a curated record.
AAAGCUAGCUUGUUGCACUCCAAUUCAACAGUCUCACUCUACCUUUGUAUCAGCCUGCUUGUUGCACUCCAAUUUAACAGUCGCAGUCUACCUUUGCAUCAGCCUUUAGCUUAUGGCUUCUUCCAACUCCACCGUGACUCCAUCCAAACUACUGCAUAUAGAUGCCAUCCAGACGGUGGCGCCUGGGAGGAUGGCGAAGCCCGGACAAUCGCGUCGGAUCUCCGUCGUUGCUCCUGUUGGGCUCGGGAUUCUACGGAGCCACCUACGUAUCGUUCUUUACUAUAAGAAAGCCAGGAAGGAGUCGGCGUUGGACGUGGCGGCGUGGAUUAAAGAGUCGCUCAAUGCGAUGACGCCGGAUAUGCCGGUGCUCGCCGGAAGGCUUCGAAGGGACUCCGAGGGCGAUGGCUUCUGGGAGGUCAAGUUCAAUGAUGCUGGAGUUAGGUUGGUGCAGGCCUCGGCGGAGAUGACCAUGUCGGAGUUCUUGGAGUCAGAGGAGAGGGAUGGGAGAGAGGCUCAGCUGGCCUAUUGGGUGGACGUGGACCAGGAGAAUCCUUACUACUCGGCACUGUUUUACGUUCAGGUGACCCAAUUCCAAGGUGAUGGAUACUCCAUUGGAAUCAGCUGCAGUGUUCUCCUGGCGGAUCCUUUGUUCUUAACCCGGUUCCUCAAGUUCUGGGCCCAAACCCAAACCCAAAUGCUGGCCCAAGGCCAACUCUCCAAGAACCCAAUAUUCCACUUGAGCAACUUCCAAAGACCUGGCGGGCCAAGCCGUAUCAAGUUCACUCCACUUGACUCCACCCCAACCAAACCCAUCACCACCACCACCAUUCUCUUCAAGGUGGCUCGAGCUCGAGUCCUGGGCUCGCCAUCUUACACCAAGCUUGCCACCCACUGCCUCAAAGAGGUGAUGCAAAAGAUGGAGGGGAUGGCCGUGGCCAACUUUUCUCUCAUCAUUAACGACCAUGCAGGCGAGUUGAAAGUUGAGUCUUGCCGUGCCAAGGGGCUGGCUCAGUCCAAUGAGACCUUCAAUGAUGCAUUCAGCAAGGUGUGGUGGGACGAGCUUGGCAUUGAAGACAUUGCUUUUAGUGAAGCGAAUAAGCCCGUUCAUGUGUCAUACCAUGUUGUGUCACCUCCUGAUGAAGGGCUGGUGAUGGUGAUGCUACCAUCGGACAGGGAAGAUUCUUUGGAUUUGAUCAUCAGCACAACAAUCCCAAAGAAGAUUUAGUGUCGUGACAUAUAUACUGCUUGAUUGUGCCAAUAUCUUGUCCAUGUUGCAUGGUUUGUGUUACCAAUGUUUGUGGUGAUACUAGUUGAUUGGAUUUGGAGGUUGGUUAUGUGUUGCUACAUAUGGUGUCUGAAUCAACAGUUAAUUUGUAAAAGGAAAUAAUUUGUCCUGGAUAAUAAAAGGCAUUAGCUUUCAAAGGUUGGCUUUUUAUGCA